AGGAUGCUCUGGCCUUUGCAGCAUUUGCAGAGAGCACAGCUCAGCUGGGCACCUUUGCUCUCCUUGCAGACUCAGACUCUUUGACAUUUCUGAAGGGAUCAGCGAAGCAUCGACGAUGGGUGCUGCUCAAAGCUUCAGGGCGAUGUGUGACAGAGAGAAAAAUACAAACAUUCGUGUCAGUCUUCCAGCAGUUUGCAUCGUGUGGCAAAUAUCCAUGAUCAUCCUGUUUGGAAUUUUUGUUCGGUAUGAUAAAGAAUCAGACGCACAUUGGAUAGAGACAAACCCAAAAAAUAUGAGUAAAAUAGAAAACGACUUCUACUUCAGAUAUCCAAGUUUCCAGGAUGUUCAUGUAAUGAUCUUCGUUGGAUUUGGUUUCCUGAUGACGUUUCUGAAGCGGUACAGCUUUGGUGGAGUGGGUUUCAACUUCCUCAUCGCUGCCUUCGGCCUCCAGUGGGCGUUGCUGAUGCAGGGCUGGUUUCACCACUUGGGAGAUGAUGGGAAGAUAAGCAUUAAUGUUUAUAGUAUGAUCAAUGCAGACUUUUGUGUGGCUGGCUGCUUGAUUGCCUAUGGAGCAUUGCUGGGUAAAGUCAGUCCAGUCCAGCUGAUGGUCCUGACUUUGUUUGGGGUCACAUUAUUUGCUGUUGAGGAAUACAUUAUCUUAAAUCUCAUAUAUGCAAAGGAUGCUGGAGGCUCCAUGGUGAUCCACACAUUUGGAGCCUACUAUGGUCUCGCCAUAUCGUGGAUGCUCUAUCGCCCAAACCUGGACCAGAGCAGCCGCUUGCAGGGCUCAGUCUAUCACUCCGAUGUCUUUGCUAUGAUCGGCACUCUGUUCCUGUGGAUGUUUUGGCCCAGCUUUAACUCAGCAAUUACUGAGCAUGGAGACGGGCAGCACAGAGCUGCCAUCAACACCUACCUGUCGCUGGCUUCAACCGUCCUUACUGCUGUGGCUGUUUCAAGUGUCUAUCAAAAACAUGGAAAGCUGGACAUGGUCCACAUCCAGAACGCCACCCUCGCUGGAGGUGUUGCUGUAGGAACUGCAGCAGAGUUCAUGCUGAUGCCUUAUGGAUCCCUGAUUGUUGGGUUCUGCUGUGGAAUUUUGUCCACACUUGGAUACAUCUACAUCACGCCCUUCUUGGAAAAGUACCUGAAAAUCCAGGACACAUGUGGAAUCCACAACCUCCAUGCCAUGCCUGGUGUCAUUGGGGGUAUUGUUGGAGCCAUCACCGCUGCUGCUGCCUCAGAGUCUGUUUAUGGUACAGAGGGGAUAAAACUGUUUAAGUUUCCUCCCGCGCAGCAAGGCGGUCACCAGGCAGGAGCCCUCUGUGUGGCUCUCUGCUUUGGCAUAGGAGGAGGCAUUCUUGUGGGCGCCAUCCUAAGAUUACCAAUAUGGGGAGAUCCAGCUGAUGACAACUGCUUCGAUGAUGAGUCCUACUGGGAGGUGCCGGAGGAGGAGGAGAGCAUUCCAGCCGUCAUGCAGUACAACAACCACAUGCGGAAUAAAGACGUGGCGGAGUCAAAUUUCACCAUGGAGUCAGAUACCAGGCCUCGAGCGUGAUGAACAUCUGCGUCAGUUGCACACGUCUUACUCUUCUGCUGGACAAAAGUGAAAAACCUGAGGCAGUCACGGCACAACUGUCACUCCCUGCCAUUCUUCAUGCCUUUUGUUCUUUCUUUUUACAGUAAAAGUUGUUUGAUCUUGUUAUUGAUCAUGUAUUUUAAACAUAUACCAGCGGUAAUAAUUGUUUUGUCAACCAUGUUAUGUUAUCAGCAAUUUGAUAUUUUACCUCCACUCCUCCGUUUAAGCUUUUUUAACAUCACUUUGAUAGUUUUAGGACAAUUUAUAUGCAGUGGCUUCUUUUUACUUACACUUAAUAUUUCUGAUGUUAAAUGUAUAUUUGUGUUUUUAUUGUUUUGCAUUUGAUUUGUUCAGAACUAAUAAUUAAUGGACUAUGAUGAAUGCCAGAUGGGGAUCCAAGUCGUGGAUUUAAAAAAAAAUUCUCAGUAGGAAGAAGAAAUUAAGAAGUUACAAGAAUAAAAAACAAUGUCUUUGUCAAAAGCCUGUAUGUUCAUAAUCAUUAUAAUCUUUGCCACAUUGUUUUGAAUCUUGCCAUUUUUGGAUGAAGAAAUAAUUACGAAUAAACAGAAGAAACUACAUAAUA
Molecule: messenger RNA, 2159 nt
Organism: Oryzias latipes (Japanese medaka)
Lineage: Eukaryota; Metazoa; Chordata; Actinopteri; Beloniformes; Adrianichthyidae
Gene: rhcgb
Product: Rh family, C glycoprotein b
Biological process (GO): ammonium homeostasis; ammonium transmembrane transport
Cellular component (GO): plasma membrane
Molecular function (GO): ammonium channel activity
Source: RefSeq, a predicted model, not a curated record